Messenger RNA from Miscanthus lutarioriparius, 1311 nucleotides. The record is from the annotation of a GenBank genome assembly. Lineage: Eukaryota; Viridiplantae; Streptophyta; Magnoliopsida; Poales; Poaceae.
AUGGGGGUCAAUGGUCAUCACGAACCUCGCAGAGGAUGUAAUGGCACCGUCUGCAAUGGUAGUGUAAGACCACUCGAUCAUUUUGGUGAUGUGGAUCCAUGGACGGCAUGGGCAUACAAGCCUCGAACAAUCUCGCUCUUGCUGAUGGGAACGUGCUUUUUAAUUUGGGCAAGUGGUGCUCUCGAUCCAGAAAGGAGCUCUUCUGCUGAUCGUGUUUCGUCAGUCAAGAGGGGUGUAUUCGCAAUGAUUGCUGUUUUUUUGGCUUACUCUUUUCUUCAGGCACCUUCAACCGUACUCAUUAGACCACAUCCUGCCAUUUGGAGGCUAGUUCAUGGGAUGGCAGUUGUUUACCUUGUCGCCCUCACUUUCUUGCUUUUCCAGACUCGUGAUGAUGCUAGGCAAUUCAUGAAGUAUCUUCAUCCUGAUCUUGGUGUCGAAUUGCCCGAAAGAUCUUAUGGAACUGAUUGCCGCAUAUAUGUACCUGAUCAUCCGAAAAGCAGGUUUAACAAUGUUUAUGAGAUCAUUUUUGAUGAGUUUGUUAUCGCUCAUAUCCUUGGAUGGUGGGGUAAGGCUAUAAUGAUACGAAAUCAACCACUUUUGUGGGUCUUAUCAAUUGGUUUUGAGUUAAUGGAGCUCACUUUUCGUCAUAUGUUGCCAAAUUUCAAUGAGUGCUGGUGGGAUAGCAUUGUCUUAGACAUAUUGAUCUGCAAUUGGUUUGGUAUUUGGGCUGGAAUGAAAACUGUGCGGUACUUUGAUGGGAGGACAUACGAAUGGGUUGGUUUGAGCCGCCAACCCAACAUUAUCAGUAAGGUAAAAAGGAUGCUGGGACAGUUCACACCAGCACAUUGGGACAAGGAUGAGUGGCACCCUACGCGGGGUCCUUGGAGAUUCAUCCAGGUGCUGAGCCUUUGUGUUGUUUUCAUGGCUGUCGAACUGAGCACAUUCUUCCUCAAGUUUUGCCUGUGGAUUCCUCCGCGGAACCCCUUGAUUGUCUAUAGGCUGGUCCUUUGGUGGUUAAUUGCGAUACCAACCAUCCGUGAGUAUAACACCUACUUGCAAGACAGCAAACCAUUUAAAAAGGUGGGAUCCUUCUGUUGGCUUUCCCUGGCUAUAUGCAUUGUGGAGCUCCUAAUCUGCAUCAAGUUUGGACAUGGUAAGUGUUGCUCCAACUUCUCUGCGUCUGUUUCCAAAGUCAAUGCCUUCGUGGUUGAUCACAUUCUGGUCAGCAGUCGCCUUGCUUCUCGUGCUUUUUGUGUGGACAUGGAAAUACCGAACAAUGAUAAGGAAAAGGAUAUAAUUGUGACAAAAUAA